Messenger RNA from Schistosoma haematobium, 659 nucleotides. RefSeq lists its product as uncharacterized. The coding region runs from base 175 to 582 and encodes 135 amino acids. The transcript has 3 exons. The record is from RefSeq and is a predicted model, not a curated record. Lineage: Eukaryota; Metazoa; Platyhelminthes; Trematoda; Strigeidida; Schistosomatidae.
AUAGACGAUUGUGUGAAGCACUCAUACUAUUAAGAUGAUGGAGUCUGUCAUUUCAACAACUUUCCGUUGUUCCUAUGUAAAGCGAAAACGAUCACAACAUUUCUGAAAACAUGAUAUACGUGUGUGUGAACAAAGGUGGGAAACCACUGUGCUCUAAUGUGAAACACGUGUUCGAUGAUCGAUUCUAUCGAACCACCAGACUUCGAGUGUGACCACGUGUGUGGACAUGGAAUGGCUAACGUCCACUAUAAAUACGGUGGAGUGAUGAAUGCAGUCAACAAUCGAGAAACGCACACAUCAGACAAUCGAGAAUCCAACACUCAGUUCUUCAGGAAACCACCACAAUGCAAUUCUUCACUCUCAUCAUGGUUGUAUUGGUCAUAUCGUUCGAAUGUCAGAAUCCAGCUAUUGCAGCACCGGCUCCAGAACCAGCACCAGUGCCAAGUGGAAGGUGUCCUUGCUGUUCCGGUGCAUGCCCUCAAUGUCCUCGGUGUUGUGGAUGCCGUGGAUGUCGAGGUGGAGACUGUUGUGGAGGAUGUUGCAGUAAGCGUCGCACUAUCAACGCGAACUUGGAAGAUAUAAUUGCUGGCAAGGUCAAGAUCUGAGUGUUAUCAACUUGUAGUUUCGUUUGUCUAGAUUGAAUAUAUCUUCAUUGUUCC